GACAUGUAAAACUGAUGGUGUCUUAUUCAAUAAAAUAAUUUUAUAAUUAAAUUAUAAACACGACAUGGCGCAGUCGGUUACCGUUUAAAACAUAAAUAAACAGGUGAGAAAUAUAUAAUUACAAUUUAUAAUGGAGGAAAAGGGCAAAACUGUCAAAGAGAAUAGACAGCAUGGAUCGAUAAAUCUACCAACAGAAUUGAGCUGGCAGGGCCCAAUGGCCGAAAAUUGGCGUUUGUUUCGACAAAAAUUCGAGAUUUAUCUAAUUGCAUCGGACAAUGAAGGUAAAAGCCCAAGAGUAAAGACAGCCUUGCUGUUAAAUGCAAUAGGCGAAAGAUGUAUAAAAAUAUAUAAUACGUUUGUUUUUGAAAAAGCGGAGCAUGGCAAUGAUAUAAAUAAAGUCACGCAAAAAUUCGAAGACCAUUUUAAUCCAGAAAAAAAUGAAACAUAUGAAAGGUAUAGAUUCUUUACAAGAAUGCAAAAAGAUGGCGAGUCUUACGAAGAUUUUGUGGUUGUGUUAAGAGACUUAAGCAGCACAUGCAAUUUUGGAGUUCUUACAGAAAGUUUAAUUAAAGAUAGAUUAGUUUGUGGAAUUACAGACACAACUGUAAAAGAUAGACUUUUACGUACAAAGGAUUUAACAUUAGAUAAAGCUAUUAACAUAUGUCGUAUAUCCCAAGAGACAAGAAUGCAGUUAGAGAAGAUAACAUUGGCACAUACUCCGGAUAAUGCACAUAGUAGCAAUAGUUCGGAUUACAACAUUAAUAAAUUUAAUGAAAAACAAAAUAAAUUGACAAAAUCUGGCUUUACUGGCCAGCUUGAAAAGAAAUAUAAAGAGAAUUUUAAUUAUGAUAAGAAAUUAUGUAAAAGAUGUGGCUAUAACCAUCCAAUGAGAAAAUGUCCAGCGUAUGGUAAACGUUGUGUCCGCUGUAAUGGUUACAACCAUUUUUCAAGUCAAUGUAGAAAUCAUUGUGUUCAUGAAAUUAUUAUUCAAAGUUUCCUGAAAUAGAUUUUUUAAGAUGUACUACAAGUGAAAGUAUCAUUGACAAA
Messenger RNA from Maniola jurtina (meadow brown), 1047 nucleotides. RefSeq lists its product as uncharacterized. NCBI's taxonomy places the organism in Eukaryota, Metazoa, Arthropoda, Insecta, Lepidoptera, Nymphalidae. Bases 131 to 1006 code for a protein of 291 amino acids. The record is from RefSeq and is a predicted model, not a curated record. The transcript is spliced from 2 exons.